Molecule: messenger RNA, 921 nt
Organism: Candidozyma duobushaemuli
Lineage: Eukaryota; Fungi; Ascomycota; Pichiomycetes; Serinales; Metschnikowiaceae
Gene: PCL1
Product: Pcl1p
Exons: 1
Coding region: 1-921 (306 amino acids)
Biological process (GO): regulation of cyclin-dependent protein serine/threonine kinase activity
Cellular component (GO): cyclin-dependent protein kinase holoenzyme complex; nucleus
Molecular function (GO): protein kinase binding; cyclin-dependent protein serine/threonine kinase regulator activity
Source: RefSeq, a predicted model, not a curated record
AUGGUCGCUUCUAUUGACGUGAAAGCAUUGAACAUCUUCGUCAACCAGCCAGUGUCUCAGAACAUGAUCCACAAGUUGGUCGUCACCACUUUGCAGGUGCUUCCUUGUCUGGACGACAAGGAUGGCAAGACGGCCCACAGCGGCAAGCCAUUGCCUUCCCUCAUGACUUUCAUCAACAAGUUGGUCAGAUACACCAAUGUCUACACCGGCACCUUGAUGACCACCUUGGUCUACUUGGACAAAUUGAAGCACAAGCUUCCCAAGAACGCCCAGGGCUUGCCUUGCACCAGACACCGCAUUUUCUUGAGCUGUCUCAUCUUGGCUUCCAAGUUCCACAAUGACUGCUCUCCCAAGAACGUCCACUGGGCCAAGUACACUGACGGUCUCUUCUCCUUGAAAGACGUCAACCUUAUGGAACGCCAGUUGCUCUACCUCUUGAACUGGAACAUGCGCGUCUCAAACGACGAGAUGUGCACCCAGUUGGCCUCCUUCUUGCAGCCAAUCAAGGAGGACUUGGUCAAGCUGUCCAAGAUGAGAAAAUACUUGGCCAAGCAGCAUGCUGCUGCUGCUGCAAGUGCUUCCACCUCGACGAGCCCCAGAUCUGCUCUGGUGUCUCCUUCGCCAUCCAUCUCGCGCUCUUCCUCCACCACUUCCCACUUGUCUUUGCACAAUCCCCAUGCUACACACACUCGCCAGAACUCGUCGGUUUCUGUGGCUUCCACCAACUCGGUCAUGUCGCACUACAGACAAGAUUCUUGCAGCCUGAUUGAGCUGCUUAGCCCCAGGGCCUCGAUGACUAAAUCAAACAGCUACAAUGACAAGCUCUCUCGCGAGGUCGAUCCUCGCAUUGAGAUGGCUGCAAGAAAUGAGGAGCAAGAGUUGUCGAGAAUGAUUUCUCAGAUUUACAGGCAGGCGGCCUGA